Didymodactylos carnosus is the source of this 303-nucleotide messenger RNA. NCBI's taxonomy places the organism in Eukaryota, Metazoa, Rotifera, Eurotatoria, Philodinida, Philodinidae. The record is from the annotation of a GenBank genome assembly.
AUGCGUUACUCGUUACCAGUAACGCAACAACGCUUGCGGAAAGUUUGCAUGACACCAAUGGUCAUCAUGUGUCUAUUACAAUGGGCGUCACAAAACAAGUUGUUAACAUAUGCCCAAAUUGACGAACGGACAUCAACAUUCGUUUGUGGUGGAAAUAAUACAUCCGAUCAACUACCAGUAAUUAAAAUAAAACACAUGACCAAAGGACAUUUAGUGGGAAAUGCUGCACAAAAACUAUUAUUAUUUCGAUUAUUCUCUAUCAUAUUUGCCGACAUUACAGAUAAUAAUAGGUCGCUAACGUAA